UGUCACAUUGUCACCGAAGCAAAAGAGGAGAAAUUUAUGAUCCGCUUCAAUAUUCAGAUAUUACACAAUGGAAGGCUUUGUCAUACCACCUGCCUCUGAGGAAAUUAUUGAAAGUGAACCGGAGAGUUAUCGGGCCUCGGCCGAGUUGUAUUCUUACCUUGCGAACAUGGGCAACGUUUACGAAGACUACAGGUGGAGCUUUCACUCAGAGCAUGUCCAGCCUGCAGAUUUGGACCAUUUACCGUCCAGUCAUUUAACGGAACUUCAAUGCGUGGCUCCUCAGCCAAUUCAUCCUUACCGCUAUGGGGUUGAUGAUCAUCUUCACCUGGAUUCCCCUCUCACCGUGUUGCCACAAAUCCCAAACUACACCUCGCCGUUGUACUACCAGUACCAAAGUUCAGUCACGCCCGCCCACUACUAUUCAGAAGGGGAACAAAGAGGUGUCAGCCCCCCACUUGAGGUAUCAGAAGGCGAGGAUGCAUCAGAAUACCACAACCUGCCCUCACUCAAGAAAGACACAAACACCAGAAGGAAAAUCCGCUUGUACCAGUUUCUCUUGGACUUGCUAAAAAAUGGCAACAUGAGCGAUUCUAUCUGGUGGGUGGACCAAGAAAAGGGCAUUUUUCAGUUCUCCACCAAACACAAAGAAGCCCUGGCCAGUCAGUGGGGUGUCCAGAAAGGAAAUCGCAAAAUGAUGACCUACCAAAAAAUGGCUCGCGCGCUGAGGAACUACGGGAAAACUGGCGAGAUUCAAAAGGUGAAAAAGAAGUUGACCUACCAGUUCAGUGAGGAGGUUUUAAGGAGCUUCUACUCUCAACAGUAUGUUCACUGAUCAGGACACUGGUUUUUCUGUCUUUUUCAUCCUAUUACACUAUCAAUAUGUCGUUGUCUUCUUGCAAUUCUGUUUCUAUUUAUUUGCUUCCUGUGAAAUAUUUCUCUCAUUUUUAGUAUCCAUCUUUUGAAGUCAAUUGUAAAUACAUAUUUUUUUUUGUUCUUACCAAUCAAUAAAGUUGAUAAUAAAGUCAUGCAAUAAAGUGGCAUGUGGUGGCUAUACUCUCCUGUAUAUAGAAGUUCGUUACAAUUAGGAGUGUAAAUCACCAAUUUCAUGACAAUACGAUAUCAAUGGACACCGAUGUAUUAUUUGCUCAUUCAAGUUAUUUGCUCAUUAUGUGCUCCAAUAAAUUUA
Messenger RNA from Corythoichthys intestinalis (scribbled pipefish), 1186 nucleotides. It is a transcript of the gene spi1a, whose product is annotated as Spi-1 proto-oncogene a. Gene Ontology annotation, cellular component: nucleus. Gene Ontology annotation, biological process: cell differentiation; regulation of transcription by RNA polymerase II. Lineage: Eukaryota; Metazoa; Chordata; Actinopteri; Syngnathiformes; Syngnathidae. Gene Ontology annotation, molecular function: sequence-specific DNA binding; DNA-binding transcription factor activity, RNA polymerase II-specific. The coding region runs from base 68 to 832 and encodes 254 amino acids. The transcript has 5 exons. The record is from RefSeq and is a predicted model, not a curated record.